AUGUCAAGGAUACCUGAGAUUGCAGGAGUGAGUCCUAUACAUAAUGGCCAGGUCUGCAGUACGUGGGGUAACUACCACUUCAAGACCUUUGACGGAGACAUCUUUCAGCUCCCCUCCACCUGCAACUAUGUUGUGACCUCACUGUGCCAUAGCAGUUAUGAGGAUUUCAACAUCCAGAUGAGGCGGCAGGUGGUGGACAACCAGCCCACCAUUAGCAAGAUCACCAUGAAGCUGGAUGGCACAGUGGUGGAGCUAUCCAAGGGUUCUGUUGUUGUUAAUGGGAAUAAUGCCACCUUACCAUUCAGCCAGUCUGGUGUUCUCAUUGAAGAGACUCCCUCCUACAUCAAGAUCAAAGCAAAACUGGGAUUGGUAGCCAUAUGGAACCAGGAGGAUUCCUUCUUGGUGGAGAUGGACAUCAAAUUCAGAAACAAGACCUGUGGUCUAUGUGGAGAUUUUAAUGGAGUUCAGCAAUUUGAUGAGUUCUAUAGACAUGGAAUGAAAUUGUCCCCUGUCGACUUCGGAAACAUCUGGAAAUUGGAUGGUCCAACUGAAAGCUGUACUGAAAACACACUGCCUUCAAAUCAGAAAUGCCCCAAUGUGAAACCAGUUUGUGAGCAGUUGCUCUCCGGUCCUGCCUUCAGCAGCUGUAAGGACUUGUUGGCCAUCGACUCAUUUGUUGAGGCCUGUGUUUCUGACCUGUGCAACUGUGAUAACAGCACCAAGUCCUUCUGCCUGUGCAACACCAUCUCAGAGUAUUCCCGCCAGUGUGUUCAUGCAGGCGGGAAACCCAAACAAUGGAGGACUGAACAGUUCUGCUAUAAGACAUGCCCCUUCAACAUGGAGCACCAGGAGUGUGGAAACCCCUGUGUUGACACCUGCUCCAACCCUGAGAGAGGCCAGCUGUGUGAGGAACACUGCUCAGAUGGCUGCUUUUGUCCUCCAGGCACCGUUUUUGAUGAUGUCAACAAGAAUGGUUGUAUUGCCUUGAGUCAAUGCUCCUGCCUCCACAAUGGAAAAACCUACACACCAGGAGAGUCUUUUUCAAGCACUUGUAAAGAUUGCUCCUGUGGUGGUGGUCAGUGGAAGUGUGCGGACAAGGACUGUCCUGGCACCUGCGCUGUGGAGGGAGGAUCCCACAUCAACACCUAUGAUGGAAAAGCCUACACCUUCCAUGGGGACUGCUCUUAUGUUCUGACCAAGGACUGUGAUGGGAUGCAAUUCACUGUACUGGGUGAUGUGGUGCAGUGUGGGCUUUCUGACAGUGAGACUUGUCUAAAGGUUGUUACCCUGUCCCUCUCAGAAGGAGCCACUGUGAUCAACAUACAACCCAAUGGAAAAGCCUUUGUAAAUGGAAUCUAUUCUCAGCUGCCCUUUUCUGCUGCUGGAGUAACCAUUUUCAGAGCAUCCUCAUUUUUCAUCAUUGUCCAGACCACCUUUGGCCUCCAGUUGGAAAUCCAACUCUCACCAAUCAUGCAGGUCUAUAUUGCUGCAAGCACCGUUUGGCAGCAGAGAACUUGUGGUCUUUGUGGAAACUUUAACAACAACCAAGGAGAUGAUUUCAAGGUCCUGAGUGGAGUGACUGAGGGCACAGCCAUUAGUUUUGCAAACACCUGGAAAACACGAGCCAGCUGCCCAGACAUCAAGAGUAGCUUUGAAAGCCCCUGCAGUUUAAGUCUUGACAAUGAGAAAUACGCCCAGCACUGGUGCUCUCAGCUGGCUGAUCCUAAAGGGUUGUUUGCUCCGUGCCACGCAGCGAUAAGCCCAGACAUGUACAAAGAAAACUGCAUGUAUGACAGCUGUAACUGUGAGAAGAGUGAGGACUGCAUGUGUGCUGCCGUGUCCUCUUAUGUCCAUGCUUGUGCUGCCGAGGGCAUCCAGCUCAGCGGCUGGAGAGACACUAUCUGCACCAAAUACUCCACCUCGUGCCCUAGCACCAUGGUCUACGCCUACAGCAUAAAAAGCAGUGAUCGCUCCUGCCGCUGCUACAGCGACUCUGACUUUACCUGUUCAAUCACCUUUGAGUCUGUGGAUGGGUGUGUCUGUUCUGAGGGAACCUACCUGGAUGAUGAGGGCAAGUGUGUUCCACCAGCCAGCUGCCCUUGUUAUUACAAGGGCUCAGUGGUGUCCCCUGGAGAGGUCAUCAGCAAGGAUGGAACCAUGUGCACCUGCAAGGAGGGCAAUCUCCACUGUAUUGGAGAUUCACCUGAUCAGCCAUCAUGUGUUGCACCAAUGGUUUUCUUCAACUGCUCCAAUGCAAGCCCAGGAAUAAGAGGGUUAGAGUGUCAGAAGAGCUGCAAUAUUCUGGAUAUGGCCUGUAUCAGCACAGAGUGCAUAUCAGGCUGUAUGUGUCCCUCUGGACUGGUAGCCAAUGGAAAAGGAGGAUGCAUCAAGCCAGACCUUUGUCCUUGUUCUCACAAUGGAGCCACUUACCAACCAGGAGACAGCAUCAAGGUCGACUGCAAUACCUGCACUUGUAAAGACAGAAAAUGGCAGUGCACAACAAACCUAUGUCAUGGAACCUGUGCAAUUUAUGGAGAUGGCCACUACAUUACUUUUGAUGGGAAACGAUUCACUUUCGAAGGAGACUGUGAAUACACUCUUACAAAGGACUACUGUGGUAACAACAAUGCCAACGGCAGCUUCAGAGUCAUCACUGAGAACGUCCCUUGUGGAACAACAGGCACCACCUGCUCCAAGGCCAUCAAGCUCUUCCUGGGGAACAAUGAAUUAAUCCUGACCGAAGGAAACUACCAAGUUGUUGAGAGAAAUUCAGGGGAGGCGGUUCCCUACCAGAUUCGCACAAUGGGCAUCUACCUUGUGAUUGAAGCAAAUAAUGGUUUGAUUCUCAUGUGGGACAGGAAAACAAGCAUGUUCAUCAAACUUAACCCACAGUUCAAGGGACAUGUCUGUGGUCUGUGUGGAAACUAUGAUGGCAACGCAAACAAUGACUUCACCACCAGGAGCCAGGCAGUUGUUGUCAAGCCUCUAGACUUUGGAAACAGCUGGAAAGUCUCUGCAAGCUGCCCCGAUGCAAAGACCAAAAGGAGCCCCUGUAUUGCCAACCCUUAUAGGCAGUCUUGGUCACAGAAACAGUGCAGCAUCAUACAGAGCAACGUUUUCACAGACUGCCAUUCUAAAGUGGACCCCUCUCCUUUCUACGAUGCUUGUGUGACAGACUCAUGUGCUUGUGACAGUGGUGGAGACUGUGAGUGUUUCUGUACCGCUGUGGCAGCUUAUGCAGAGGCCUGUAAUGAGGCUGGAGCCUGCAUAGCCUGGAGAAGCCCACAAAUCUGCCCACUGUUCUGUGAUUACUACAACCCCCCUGGAGAAUGUGAGUGGCACUACAAGGCAUGUGGAGCUCAGUGUAUGAAGACCUGCAGGAAUCCCUCCGGGAGCUGCUCCACUCAGAUACCACCUCUUGAAGGUUGCUAUCCAAAAUGUCCUCCUGCUCAACCCUUCUUUGAUGAAGAUACAAUGCAAUGUGUGGAGAAGGAGCAGUGUGGCUGCUAUGGCACAGAUGGAAAACACUACAAUAAUGGAGAAAAAGUACCGACCACAGAAAACUGCCAGACAUGGUAUGCCUUUAGCUCAAUUGUCUACAAUGUCUCUGACCAUGAUGGAUGGUGCUACUAUGCUUUCUGCAACAAGACUUGUGAAGUAGAAACACAUUCUACCAGAUGUAAUACAUCAACUACUCCAGUUCCUCCUACUACACCAACCACUACACACCUUUCAACAACAACAGAAAGACCAACCACCACCCCAAAACAACCACCUAACUGUGACCAUGACCAUCCUCCAAGACUGAACGGUGAAAGCUGGAUCCAUAACCAGUGCACCAAUGGAACAUGCGCCAACGGGAAAGUUAUUUAUGAGCAUGUACAAUGUGAGACUCCGAAGCCUAUAGCAUGUGAAAAUAACUAUCCUCCAAUCCAAGUGUAUGACGAAUCUGGAUGCUGUUUCCACUAUGAGUGUCAAUGUAUCUGCUAUGGUUGGGGAGACCCUCACUAUGUCACCUUUGAUGGAACAUACUAUGGCUUCCAAGGAAAUUGUUCUUACGUCUUGGUCAAAGAAAUCCUGCCAAAGUACAACUUCAGUGUUGUAAUCGACAAUUACUAUUGUGAUGCCCCAGAUGGGCUUUCCUGUCCUCAGUCUCUGACAAUUUAUUAUCAAUCUUACGAGAUAUUCAUGACCAAGAAGGACGUUGAUGGAGUUUUCACAAGUCUGAUUGAUGUAAACCAGCAACGCAUCAUCCCAGCAUAUGAGACCAAGGACUUCCGCAUCACAGACAACGGAAUUGACACCCUUUUAGUCAUACCAGCAAUUAAUGCCAAGGUGUCUUUCACUGGUCUUAUGUUUAGCAUAUACCUGCCCUGGGACAAGUUCAGUGGCAACACUGAGGGACAGUGUGGGACAUGUGACAACAACCGGACAGAUGACUGUCGCUUGCCAAAUGGGACUAUCGAUUCAUCUUGUCCUGACAUGGCACACCAAUGGCAUGUUGCUGACCACAAUAACAGUCAUUGCACGCCACCACCACCAGAGCCGACACCACCACAACCAACAUGCAGCGAUCCACCUAUUUGUCAUCUCAUUCAAAGCGAGGUCUUUGAGAGUUGCCAUAAGGUAAUCCCCUACGAGCCAUUCCUUGUGGCAUGCAUCUUUGAUGUGUGUCAUAUGAGUGAUGUCAAAAUUGGCUGCACCAGCAUGCAGACCUAUGCUGAUGCAUGUGCACAAGAAGGAGUCUGUAUUGAGUGGAGAAAUUAUACAAAUGGACAAUGUGACUUCACAUGCGAGAAACCCAAGGUUUAUAAUGCCUGCGGUCCACAAGUUGAACCAACCUGUAAUGCCUGGUACAAUUUCAAAUUCAUCCAGACUCAAAAUGAGUUCAGUGUCAUGGGAGAUAUACAAUUGGAGGGAUGUUAUUGCCCCAAUGGUACCAUUCUGAUGAGUUCCACUUCAAACUACUGUAUCCCCAGCUGUGAUAUUUGCCCGUUGCCAAAUGGAGAAUGGAAAGAGGCAAAUGAGACCUGGGUGAGCAACUGCCAGGAUUGUGUUUGUGACCCGUACAGUCUGGAAAUCCAAUGCCAGCCUGUGGCAUGCCAACAUCAGCCUCCUCUCACCUGUGAUCAGGAGGGCCAAGUUAAGGUCGUAGAAACUGUUGACUGUUGUCAAAAGGACAAAUGUGAGUGUGAUGUCAAACGAUGCUCUACUUCCAAGAUAACUUGUCCAGUCGGAUUCGAGAUAGAGGCAACUAUGGGAGUCUGUUGCCCAACUUAUCAAUGCUUGCCAAUGGAUGUCUGUGUAUUUAACAACACUGAAUAUCAGCCUGGUACCAAUGUUCCCGAGGACAAGUGUAAGAAUUGUGUGUGUGGUGACAGGGUGGAUGCCCAAACCCAUCUACAUAUCAUUGAGUGUCAACCUACUGAAUGUGACACUCACUGCCAGCAGGGCUAUGAUCAUCAAGCCGUUCCUGGGCAGUGUUGUGGGAAGUGUGUACAGACAAGCUGUGUGGUUAUGCUGCCAGAUAACACCACACACACUAUUCAGCCUGGUUCCGUCUGGAUACCAUCUGGAGACAAGUGUCUAAAGUUUGAGUGCGUAAAGAUUAUGGACCAACUCAUCACAAUGGAGGCUAAGACUGUGUGCCCUGACUUCUACCCAGAAGACUGCAUACCCGGAACUGAAGUCAUUGCUCCAGAUGGUUGCUGCCAUGUCUGUAUUCCAAUAAAUAAGCCAUGCAAUGUGACAAAGGGCAAAGUGUACCUGGACAGCAAUGGCUGCAAGUCUGCAAACGAGGUGGAAGUGACAACAUGCGGUGGAUCAUGUAGCACCUAUGCCAUGUAUUCUCUUGAGGCCAACAUGAUGGAGCGCUCUUGUACCUGCUGUCGGGAAGUAUCCACCACCAAGAAGGAAGUGGAGAUGAUCUGCCCAGACGGGUCAAAGUACAACCACUCCUACAUCCACAUCAAUAAAUGUGGCUGCCAGAGGACAGAGUGCGUGACCCCGGAGGAGACCCAGGUCACAAGGUCACGACGCAGGAGAAGAUGAAUGACUCGCCACUACCAUCCCUUUACUGCUUAGAUUAGUUCUCUAUUCA
Coregonus clupeaformis (lake whitefish) is the source of this 6100-nucleotide messenger RNA. Its product is annotated as mucin-5AC-like. The record is from RefSeq and is a predicted model, not a curated record. Gene Ontology annotation, molecular function: protein binding. Gene Ontology annotation, cellular component: extracellular matrix. The transcript is spliced from 44 exons. Lineage: Eukaryota; Metazoa; Chordata; Actinopteri; Salmoniformes; Salmonidae. The coding region runs from base 1 to 6051 and encodes 2016 amino acids.